AGUGUAAGUUAGUGUUGUUUUAUCGAGACGGAAGAGAAGAAUCUUCACUUUUUCUGCUUCAUCUUCGACGGAUCGUCUUUUCCUGAAGACUCGAUGUUGAUAAAGUAGUAGAUGUUAAGUGUUUUAAACUAAUCUUGUAGAUUUCGCAGUGCUGAAAUGCUGAAAAUCCUCUUCGUAUUCUCAGUGACAGGGCUGAUGUUCAUCUUGACUGGUGGUGAGAUGGUCAGUGAGGGAAAAAUCUGCUCCAAGAAGAUCUUGGAGCGGUCUGACCUGAAAGCGGAUGAUCAGCUGAUGGUGGUGAGAUGUGGCACAGAUGAGGUGGUCGCACAGCUCUUCUGUGAAAACUGGAACUGCAGUGACUACCCAGAUACAGAGGGAUGGUUCAAUCAAACAGAAGAUUUGGUCCUGAUCCUGCCGAACUGCAGCAGCGUGGAUCGCUUAGAUAUAUUGCUGAAUGGAAAUCGGAUUGUACUUAACUUCACUUUUGAAGAACCAGUAUUGUCCUCCACCAAAGAGCCACCACAGACCUCUUCCCCAAACCCUCCUGACUCCUCUGGACACCUGUGGCUGUGGCUGUGUGCUUUACUGAUUCUUCCAGUGUUGGCUGUGAUCGGUUUCUGCUGGAGGAAGAAACACCGGAAGGAUCGUGAAGCAUUACCUCAUGAUGAAGAAGCCAAAGAAACCCCUGCUGUCUCCAGCACAGCAUCUUCAAAUUGCACAGAUAAUGUAGUUGUCUGCUUUAAGACUUGUAGUGAAAACACUGACGAUUAGCUAAAAUCUAGAAAAUAGAUUUUUAUACAUUUUUGGGUGAAGUUAGGGGUGUGACGGUUAGUAUAUAACAGUGAGACCGGCGGUUAUAUAGUUGAACACCGUCAUUAGAACUCUAUAAACGCCAAAACCGUGUCAUUAAAAUAUUUUUUAGAAACAUUUUUUAUCAAAAAUUAUUUUCAUUUUUUAGAUAGGAUCAUAAGAUGCGCAAUAUAUCGAGAGAUGGUUUUUACCACUUAAUGAAGUUUUGUAAAUCGUCAGACAUAUUUACCACUUCAUAAAAAUUUGCUUUGUAGAAAACCUUUCUUAAAAAAACAAAUUUCGUUUGAACAAAUUUUAUCUUAAUUUUAAUAAAUGUUUCAUCAACCAAUUUCAUGUAUUUUAAUAAAUAAAAAGCAAAUAUAGCAGACAAUGAUAACCACCGUGACAUGGAAGCACCAGCGCGCCGCGUUCACUUGCACUGCACUGUGAACUAGAGCGCAUCUCAAUGUAAAUGAAACUCAGCGUAGGCCUAUGCUUCAUACAUUAGCAUUAAAUAUCUUUGCUGCAUCCUUUCUAGAACAGACAAUGUCUUUUUUUUUUUUUUUGCGGCUCGCAUCAGCAAAGCAUUGCAUCGUCCAUAGACCACAAAACAGUCAUUAAGCUAAUCAGCGGAUGGCGGGUGGGUGCGGCUUUGAAAUUUGCUUAAAAUACUUUGGCGCGGAUCAGAGCGCGCGCUGACACGGAGUUAACCCGCUAUCUCCAAGAUCAACCAAUUGACUCUACGGCAGAUCCACUAGCAUGGUGGCGAGACAAUAUGAAACAAAAUGAAAAUAGCUACACCCCCCGACGGUUAUGUUAUGAACCGUCACAUUUGACUCGCGUCAGAACCAAUUCUGAAACCGGCACACCCCUAGUAGGCUAGUGACAAUGCCCCUGAAUUUUCGAGAUACCCCUACCGGAGGUAGAACUAAACCCAACAAUGUUUUUCCUCAUCUCUAAGGUCUCCCUUAUAUGAAAUGGAUUCUUGGCUAAAAAUAUUUUACUGCUAAGAUUGUUAAAUUAACACAUAUUGUUAUACACCACAAAACCAAUAAAGGACUAAAAUAUA
Messenger RNA from Carassius gibelio (silver crucian carp), 1858 nucleotides. RefSeq lists its product as uncharacterized. NCBI's taxonomy places the organism in Eukaryota, Metazoa, Chordata, Actinopteri, Cypriniformes, Cyprinidae. The coding region runs from base 157 to 771 and encodes 204 amino acids. The transcript is spliced from 5 exons. The record is from RefSeq and is a predicted model, not a curated record.